This is a messenger RNA of Fonsecaea multimorphosa CBS 102226, 732 nucleotides long. RefSeq lists its product as uncharacterized. Gene Ontology annotation, molecular function: peptidase inhibitor activity; phospholipid binding. Gene Ontology annotation, biological process: regulation of proteolysis; regulation of Ras protein signal transduction. The transcript has a single exon. The record is from RefSeq and is a predicted model, not a curated record. The coding region runs from base 1 to 732 and encodes 243 amino acids. Lineage: Eukaryota; Fungi; Ascomycota; Eurotiomycetes; Chaetothyriales; Herpotrichiellaceae.
AUGCGGCCCACGUCUAGCUUGGUAGUUGCCAUCACUGGCCUCUUGUUUGCGAACCAAGGUUCAACCCAUCCUAUUGACAGUGACAUUCAAAUUCCCUUCACCGAGCCAGAGCUUCGGAAGCCUCCCUCGGAUGGCUCAUAUUCCUUCCUUUCGACCAUCAGAGACGUCCUAGUCGACCACGAUAUCAUCGGCGAUGUCCUUGACGACUUUGAACCCUCCUAUUACCUUGACAUCAGCUACCCCAAAUCCCACGAGACUGUCCUUUUGGGUAACGAUAUCCCCGUCGACUCCGUGUCGAAACGACCCAUCUUCACAUUUCACUCCAUAAACUCUCCGUCCAGCAGGGGAAGAGGCAAGAAGUCCAUCUUCACCCUAGUCCUGACAGAUCCUGAUGCAAAAUCUCACGACAACCCAAAGUGGUCUGAGAUGUGUCACUGGAUCCUCACCAACUUGACCACCCCCAUCCCAGAGCCUCCUUCAUUGCUUCAUACUGUGAAAGCCAAACCCGGAGAGAUAGAGGAAUACCUUCCGCCCGGUCCACCCCCAAAGACAGGUGCCCAUCGCUAUGUUUUCGUCUUGUUGGAGGGCGAGACUUCAGCCCUGAAGCCGCCAGCAGACAGGAAGCACUGGGGCUAUGGCAAGCCCAGACACGGUGUGCGGGACUGGGCCAAGGAAAAUGAUUUGACUGUUGUGGGUGCGAACUUCUUCUAUGCUCAAAAUGAGAAGCAAUAG